Messenger RNA from Colossoma macropomum (tambaqui), 2391 nucleotides. RefSeq lists its product as uncharacterized. Gene Ontology annotation, molecular function: protein binding; sphingomyelin synthase activity; ceramide cholinephosphotransferase activity. The transcript is spliced from 7 exons. Gene Ontology annotation, biological process: ceramide biosynthetic process; sphingomyelin biosynthetic process. The coding region runs from base 657 to 1922 and encodes 421 amino acids. The record is from RefSeq and is a predicted model, not a curated record. Lineage: Eukaryota; Metazoa; Chordata; Actinopteri; Characiformes; Serrasalmidae. Gene Ontology annotation, cellular component: Golgi membrane; endoplasmic reticulum membrane.
ACGGGAUCCCCCUCCUUCUCCUCCUCCGUCUCUGCGAAGCGUUCAGCCUUCAGAGUGGAGCAGAAAACGUCAGUACACAGCGGCUCCGUCUGUCCGAGCGGCCUGUCCGCACCAGGACGGGCUCAAUUUACAUAAAGAAAGACAGACAGUUUGUUGUGGUCGCAGCAGAAUCGAGCUCAGAGGAAAAAUCCGUAGCUACGUUUGUGUUUUUCCCUCAGAGUUACGCGACCAGCGCGGCGCGGUUUGAGGUCCAGUUUAUACGCCACAUCUCUCACUCCUCUCCAGUGAGACGAGCUACAAGUCGCCGCUGAGGAAAAACAGAAAACACGUCCAAAGAAGGAAGCGUAGACAGACUACUGCAGCCGCCUAAAGGCAAGGAAGGAAGCAUCUCGGAAAAGCGCAGAUAAGUUCAAGUGUUGGGUCCCCCCUGUUGAAGGAAUUCCCAGAGGAAUCAGGCUGCAAGUCCUUACAAAGAUCUCUGAUCACUUCUAAUUUUGAACGGGGUGGGGGGGGUAAGAAAACGAAUGCCCCAGCACUGCACUUCCAGUGUCCCAGGGGCAACAUGACUAUUCUCUGGGGACUAGACUGCUGAGCGUGUACUGUAAAGUCACCCCCAACCUGCCCCUCAUCCUGCUCUGACUUGACCCUCUUCAGCCAUGAAGGAGGUGGGACUCUGGUCAGCGGCGGAGGUGUCCGAAUGGCUGGCCGAGGAGGGCAUGCCGGAAUAUUCCGAGGCCCUCCGGAAUGUGGACGGUCAUGCUCUCCUACAGCUCUCCGAAUCGGACUUCAGGAAUCCUCCGCUGUCGCUGGUUACAGCAGACAACGGACAUCAGCUGCUGGAGCGCGUAGAGACACUACGCAUUGCUAACCACAUGGAGGUGCAUAAGAAUGGUAACCAUGGCAUCAGCCACCAUACUAACGGACACGUGGGAACCUCCCUCAGCAACGGGACCGUUAGCAACGGCAAGGUCCUCAACGGGGGGCCGAAAAACGGAUUCCAUUCCGAGCCUGUCCGUAUACAAAUCCCAUUACCUCCCGAGCACGAGCGCUCUCCGUUUCCGACUGAAUGGUCUAAAACGGCCGUGGCCUUCAUAUACGCCUUGUGCUGCUUCGUCACAACGUCAGUAGUGAUUUCGGUGGUGCACGAGCGAGUCCCAUCCAAAGAGGAGUCUCCACCUCUGCCGGAUAAGUUCUUUGACCUGUUUGACCGAGUGCAGUGGGCCUUCUCCAUCUGCGAAAUCAACGGCAUGCUGCUGGUGGGAGUGUGGAUCGUACAGUGGCUCCUGCUCAAACAUAGGUCCAUAGUUGGCCGCCGUUUCUUCUUCAUCGUGGGAACACUGUACCUCUACAGGUGUGUGACCAUGUAUGUCACCACCUUACCUGUUCCAGGCAUGCACUUCAAAUGCUCACCAAAGCUGUUUGGGGACUACGAAGCUCAGCUGAGGCGCAUUAUGAAGAUGAUCUCUGGGGGUGGUCUGUCAAUCACCGGAUCCCACUCCAUGUGUGGGGAUUAUCUUUACAGCGGACACACCGUGAUGCUGACGUUAACAUACCUCUUUAUUAAAGAGUAUUCUCCACGGAGGUUUUGGUGGUAUCACUGGAUAUGUCUGGGUUUGAGCUCUGUUGGGAUUUUCUGUAUCCUGCUGGCUCACGACCACUACACGGUGGAUGUGGUAGUUGCAUACUUCAUCACUACACGCCUCUUCUGGUGGUAUCACACAAUGGCCAAUCAGCAGUUUCUUAAGCAGACGUCCCAGGGGAACCCAUUCUCUCGAGUCUGGUGGUUCUGCCUCUUCCGAUACUUUGAGCAGAACGUUCACGGCAUCGUGCCUCGCAAUUAUCAGCUGCCGGUGCCGAUGCCUUUGCCGUGGCGCUCGUUGCCGGGGAGCCGGGUGCUGUAUAGCAGGCUGGAGUCCCGCUGACCUGACCACGGCGCCUGAUGGGCUGGAGCUCUGUGAGACUCUGAGAAAGGGAGCGAGACUACGUAUCCCAUCAACCCCUAUACGACUGGCUGAGCACUGUGACGCGUAUAUUCCUUUUGAACUUUAUUUUGAAGCAUUUCAACAUCCCUCAAAGACGAUGUACGUAGAGCACAGCCUCUCACAACUGGAUAUGUUUUGCUGCUCUCUACUGUAGCGCCAAGAUACCAGCUUCUGCCAAGAGUGUGUUAAGCUUGGUAUUCAGGAAUCUGAAUAUUCAAGACCAAGUUCAUGUAAUUUAAGGGUUAAUUAACCGCCAAACUAUGUCAAACAGCCUGAACCUUUAGUCUGACUUUUUCUUUUAAGUAUUUUUUGUAAGAAUCGUACAAAUCGUGGUGAAAGCGCGAGAGAUUUUUCUAAACAAUUUCGCAGAUUUAUUUUCCAAAAACAAAAAAAAACAGACGUCCAAAUA